AUGGUACCUGACGAUCGGCUCACCGCUGAGCAAGCGCUCACCCGGGAGGAAUUCGCCGCCUUGACGGUCACAUCAUCACCCAGUCAGGCUGCCAGUUCAGGGGAGGGCACCUCUAUAAAGAGUUCGGCUGAGUCCAGUGACGACGGACGGCCUUUCAGAGCCCAGCCCUCUAGAAAUCUCGAGAUCACGAAGGACAAGGAAGUCGGCAACAUGAGCGAGACUGUGACACAGCACCAAAACCGCCAUCUUUGGCUGUCAGCCGAGCCAGAAUACGAUGUCCCAUUUACGACCACCACUACCACCGCCAGCAGGGUCCCCAUUCCCAGCAGCGUGUCCGCGCACCACCGCCACUACGACAGCGAAGUCAUUAUCAGAAGCCCUACGAACAUCACCCUCGACGUCACGGUCCGCGUGAGUGGAAAAGCACCCACGCCGGCCCUCAACAUCACCCUACCAGCGGGCAAGUGCAGUCUGCUCAGCGACCUCCGGGCGCACAUCGCGGCCACGGGCUCCGGCGACGCUUCGACGCUCUGCAGCAACAACGACAAAGACGGAUGGCCGCUGGGGAAGCGUCUGCUCCACCUCAUCCGCGACCUGCGCAAGGUGACUUUCCGGCUGGAGGAGGACGGGCACAUCGCCAAGCUGAACAUCACUCGCACCCGGAUCGACGCGUCCUGCGUCUUCCCUGAGACCGAAUACGAGGCGUGGUAUUAUCGGAACGUGUUGAGGGGCAAGCAGCGCGUGUACACGGUCGAGGUCAACAUUGAAGCUUGA
Molecule: messenger RNA, 774 nt
Organism: Fonsecaea erecta
Lineage: Eukaryota; Fungi; Ascomycota; Eurotiomycetes; Chaetothyriales; Herpotrichiellaceae
Exons: 1
Coding region: 1-774 (257 amino acids)
Source: RefSeq, a predicted model, not a curated record